Molecule: messenger RNA, 1547 nt
Organism: Rana temporaria (common frog)
Lineage: Eukaryota; Metazoa; Chordata; Amphibia; Anura; Ranidae
Product: zinc finger protein OZF-like
Exons: 1
Biological process (GO): regulation of transcription by RNA polymerase II
Molecular function (GO): DNA-binding transcription factor activity; RNA polymerase II cis-regulatory region sequence-specific DNA binding
Source: RefSeq, a predicted model, not a curated record
GUAGAAGAUGAGGACAUCACACAGUAUAGUCCAGGAGAAAACCCGACCACCUCGUAUAUCCUGGUGGUGCCUCACCUUGUGGACGGGCCGUCGUAUCCCUCGAAUCCUGAGGAACCUCAGACUGUGGGGGGCGGUGCCGGGCCGUCGUAUCCCUCGAAUCCUGAGGAACCUCAGACUGUGGGGGGCGGUGCCGUCCCUCAAAAAGAGAAGAAGUUUUCCUGUACCGAGUGCGGGAAACGUUUCCGUUUUAAAUCCAGCCUCUGUGUGCACGUAAGAUGUCACACUGGUCAGCGGCCAUAUUUCUGUAGCGAGUGCGGGAAAAGUUUUCCGUCGAAGCCGCAACUUGUCAGACAUCAGAGAUCUCACACGGGGGAGAAGCCGUAUUCCUGUCGUGAGUGCGGGAAGCGUUUUUCGGGGAAGUCCAAUCUUUCCAGACACGAGAGGUGCCACACGGGGACGAAGCCGCAUUCCUGCCCUGAGUGCGGGAAAAGUUAUCUACAGAAAUCGGACCUUAUUAUACAUCAGAGAUCUCACACGGGAGAGAGGCCGUAUUCCUGCUCCGAGUGCGGGAAAAGUUUUGUACGAAAGCCACUUCUUGCUGCACAUCAGCGAUGUCACACGGGGGAGAAGCCGUAUCCUUGUCCCGAGUGCGGGAAAUGCUUUUCACGGAAGUCCCAUCUUACUGGACACCAGAUAUGCCAUACAGGGGAGAAGCCACAUUCCUGUCCAGAGUGUGGGAAAUCCUAUCUACGGAAAUCAGACCUUGUUAUACAUCAAAGAUCUCACACGGGAGAGAAGCCGUAUACCUGUGCUGAGUGCGGGAAAUGUUUUGUACGUAAGCCGCUUCUUGAUGCACAUCGGAGAUUGCACACGGGGGAGAAGCCUUUUUCUUGUCUUGAGUGUGGGAAAAGUUUUUCCCAGAAGUCCCAUCUUAACGGGCAUCAAAUAUGCCACACGGGCAAGAAGCCGCAUUCCUGCCCCGUGUGCGAGAAAUGUUAUCUGCAGAAAUCGGACCUUGUCAUACAUCAGAGAUCUCACACUGGGGAGAAGCCGUAUUCCUGUUCCGAGUGCGGGAAAUGUUUUGUACGUAAAUCCCUUCUCGAUGCACAUCGGAGAUGUCACACGGGGGAGAAGCCGUAUUCUUGCCUUGAGUGCGGGAAAUGUUUUUCCCAGAAGUCUCAUCUCAACGGACAUCAAAUAUGCCACACGCGCAAGAAGCCAUUUCCCUGCCCCGAGUGCGGGAAAUGUUACCCGCGGAAAUCGGAGCUUGCCACACAUCAGAGAUCUCACACUGGGGAGAAGCCGUAUUCCUGUCCUGAGUGCGGGAAAUGUUUUUCACAGAAGCCCUGCCUUUCCAGACAUCAGAGAACCCACACAACCGUGGCGGUGUGUUAGUGUCCUGAGUUCAGGAAACAUCUUCUCUAUGAACCAUAUUUUGCCGUACAUCAGAGAUCUCAGAACGGGAGGCGAGCCUUGAGAUUAGGGAUCCGCUUCAGGAUAUUUUAGGAAGGACCCCAAAUCCAUACCAGAUCUCCUCUAGGUUAAGG